Diabrotica balteata is the source of this 1673-nucleotide messenger RNA. The record is from the annotation of a GenBank genome assembly. NCBI's taxonomy places the organism in Eukaryota, Metazoa, Arthropoda, Insecta, Coleoptera, Chrysomelidae.
AUCAUAUAAAAGUAAAUUUCAAGAUGAUCUUGUUUUUACCAAUUGUUUUCGUAGUUUGCACUACGAUAAAUGCAGUGACCUGCGCAGAACAAACAAAAGUAAUUAUUGUUGGAGCUGGACCAGCUGGUAUUGCUACUGCUAGCAAAUUAUUGGAAAAUGGAAUAGAAGAUAUUUUAAUACUAGAAGCCGAAAACCGGGUGGGUGGAAGGAUCAACACACAGAAUUGGAAUGGUAGAACUAUUGACUUGGGUGCCGAAUGGUGCCAUGGAGAAAAAAACAAUAGUGUUUGGGAAAUUUUGCAAGAAAAAGGGCUGCUGAAUCUACUAGAACGCGACGAUAUAUCUGGUGACAUAUUUUUGUCUUCUCGGAAGAAUAUAAGUAAAGAAUUUUCAAAUGAGCUUUUUGAACUUGUCUUAAUUUACUAUGAAAGGAAUGAAAAAGUCACUCAGACAAAUGUUAGUUUGGGGGAGAUCAUGGUUAAAAGCUUUUAUAAAGAAAUUCAACAAAAAUUUGGAAACGACAAAGAAAAAUAUGAUGUUGCCAAAAAUAUGUUAGAUUGGUCGGAAAAUAUGAUUUUGGGCAUUGAAGGUGCCUUUUCAUGGAAUGAUGCCUCUUAUCUUAGUCAAUAUACAGAUUGUGAAGGAUAUUUACAUUGGGGAUGGGGAAACCAUGGAUACAAAAUUUUCCUAGACAUUUUAACAAAAAAAUAUCCCAACCCUAAGGAGCAGCUUCCAAUCGAUAAUAAAGUUUUGCUAAAUAAAGAGGUUAAACAGAUUAUAACAAAUGACAAUGGGAACAAAAUUAUAUGUAGCGAUGGUACAUCCUAUAAAGCGCAACAUGUUGUAUUUACACCUUCCUUGGGAGUACUCAAACAUGACGCUAAGUCGCUAUUUACUCCAAAACUACCAACAGGAAAAUUAGAAGCCAUUGAUAAAAUAGGAUUUGGUGCUGUAGUUAAGGUAUUUGUAAAAUACGAUAGAAUGUGGUGGGGAAAUUUACCUGGUAUAAAUUUAGUUUGGACCGAAGAAGAUAGAAAAGCUGUAACAAAGCAAUUUCCGCUAGAGCCCUUAAAUUCUAAAUCCCAGUCAUGGAUCGUAGAAAUGCACAACAUUUUUGUGGUACCCCACUCAAACAUUUUACUUGUAUGGUUCACUGGAGAAUUGGUGCCUACUAUAGAAAAAAUGGAUGACGCUACUUUACAACGAGGAAUCGAGUUUACAUUUGAUAAAUUUUUUGGACAUGUGUUUAAUGUUCCUAAACCACAACAAAUAUUAAAAACAACCUGGUACACAAAUCCACACUUUAGGGGCACCUAUUCCUUUGCAUCAGUAAAUUCUACCGUCCAUGAUGUCGAAAUUCUUCAACAGCCUAUCACUAACUCUAUGGGUGUACCGAUUUUGCAAUUUGCUGGAGAAGCAACUCAUCGAAUAUAUCACUCCACUGUUCAUGGAGCCGUAGAAUCCGGAUUUAGAGAAGCUAAUAGAAUAAUUCAGCAUUAUAAGAAAUCUUAGUGUUAUUUAAUUGGAAUAUUCUGAACUGUUUAAUAAAAUAAAAUUGUAUUAACCUUUUUAUAUUUAGUGAGUAUCUGGAUGGGAUGUUGUGUUGUCUAGGAAUAGGAGAGUUUUUCUUUUUCGACCUUUCAUUUUUCUGUUAAAUUUGUACAGCCAAUCUGU